GCCCCCCAUCUUCACUCGGAGGCGUCGGAAUGUUUGCUUUCUCUUAUUUAUUGUUGUUCCUCCUUGGCUGCUCUGUUGUAAAUGAUAAUUUGAAAUAACCUUCCUCCAGCUAUAUAGUUCUUUUUCUCGUCAAAAAUGUCUUCCUCAAUGAACAAGCAGCAGCCCCAGUCUGUCCACGGCACCCAAGAGCAGCGCAGAUAUGGCGCCUUUCAGAACAAGAUAUACCGAGAUGGGUUGCUCCAUCAGCAGUUCCCCCUCGUCACUACAGACCCCAAUAAGCUAGAAGAGCAAGCCAAAAGCAAACUGCCGCCAACGUCCUAUAAUUAUGUGGCGGGGGGAGCUGGAGAAAAAGCAACUAUGGACGCCAAUCGUUUGGCAUUCAGGCAGUGGAAAAUGGUGCCUCGCAUGUUGAGACCCACGACACAGCGAGAUUUGAGAAUAAAGCUGUUCGGCGAGACAUAUGAGAGUCCAGUUCUCAUGGCUCCAGUAGGAGUCCAAACCAUCUUCCACGAAGACAAAGAAACAGGUCUCGCGGAAGUCUGUUCCGAAAUCGGUGUUCCGUAUAUCCUCUCGACGGCGUCGAGCUCCUCGAUCGAGGAGGUUGCAAAGGCCAAUGGCAACGGCCCGAGAUGGUAUCAACUUUACUGGCCACAAGAUGACGAUAUCACCAUCUCCCUUCUGAACCGAGCCAAGGCCAACGGUUAUACAGCACUAGUGGUAACGCUCGAUACCUGGGCAUUGGCGUGGCGACCUGCGGAUCUGGAUGGCGCUUACAUCCCCUUCAUAAAAGGCGUGGGAAACCGAACAGGCUUCACAGACCCGGUAUUUCGUGAGAAGUUUGCGAAGAAAUACGGCGGAACCCCUGAGGACAAGGUUCAGCAAGCGAGUGAGGAAUGGGUUGGCGAAGUCUUCUCUGGUGCGGCUCAUACCUGGGAUCAGCUUGCCCUCUUGAAGAAGCACUGGGAUGGACCGAUUAUCCUGAAGGGAAUCCAACAUCCGGAAGAUGCGAAGCUAGCUGUCAAACAUGGAUGCGACGGCAUUAUUGUCAGCAACCACGGCGGUCGACAGUUAGACGGCGCCGUCGGAUCUCUAGAGAUGCUGCCCGAGAUUGUGGAAGCAGUGGGGGAUAAACUGACCGUUAUCUUUGAUAGUGGCAUUCGAACCGGGGUUGAUAUCAUCAAGGCAUUAGCCCUGGGAGCCAAGGCUGUCCUCAUUGGUCGACCUGCAAUCUACGGUUUAGCAGUGGGAGGGAAGCAUGGAGCAAAGCAGGUCUUGCAAGGCAUCUUAGCAGAUCUCGACCAAUCCAUGGGCCUGGCUGGGAUCCAAAAUAUCGCGGGUUGUAACCACUCCAUGAUUCGGAGGGUGCAAUAUGGAGGAGAUCUGAAGACUUCGAACUAGAUAAAGCGGGAGAGACAGAAGAGAGAGAGAUAUGACUUUUGCCCUAAGUGGCAGUUUAUGAACGUAGAGAUGACUUGAAGACAUAGCUAUAAAUAAUGAAUGAAUGAAUGAUCAGAAUG
Molecule: messenger RNA, 1517 nt
Organism: Amorphotheca resinae ATCC 22711
Lineage: Eukaryota; Fungi; Ascomycota; Leotiomycetes; Helotiales; Amorphothecaceae
Exons: 6
Coding region: 136-1398 (420 amino acids)
Molecular function (GO): oxidoreductase activity; FMN binding
Source: RefSeq, a predicted model, not a curated record